Molecule: messenger RNA, 864 nt
Organism: Herpailurus yagouaroundi (jaguarundi)
Lineage: Eukaryota; Metazoa; Chordata; Mammalia; Carnivora; Felidae
Product: mitochondrial coenzyme A transporter SLC25A42-like
Exons: 2
Coding region: 1-864 (287 amino acids)
Source: RefSeq, a predicted model, not a curated record
AUGGUUGAGGCUUUCAACCACCUGCAUGCUGGACUUCAGAUGCCAGAGGGUGCCUGGUGCUCCUGCGGCACAGCUGUCUCGUGGGACAGCGAUCACAGGCAAGUUCUCAGCUCCCUCCUGCCUUGGGUUCCGGCCGGUGCUCUUGCCAAAACGGCGGUAUCUCCCCCGUGGACCCAACCAAAAUCACCUUCCAAGUGUCUUCACAAAGAUUUUUGGCCCAGGAGACCUUGUACCUGCCUCCACUGCGGCAUCCUCAGCCUGGGGCGCUGGAGCUCAGGCGGCCCCGCGCAGCCCCCCAGCGGAGCGCGCUCCAGGAGCCCCGCGCAGCCGCGGCCGCCGCUCGGGCUGCGGUGGGGAAGCCCUGCCAACCCCCGGCCCGGCUGCAGUGACCUCGGCUUCGAGGACCCAACCCCCGGCCCUGCCGGAGCGAGGGUGGCCGUGACCCCAAGGGCAACGUACAGCGCCAUCUUUCCCGUCUUCAGCCGCAUCUCCCGGGAAGUGGGCCCGGAGACCGUCGACCACGGAUACGCGCCCACCGCGCUGGGGGCGCUGCCUACACCUAGGAGACGCUCGGGCCACGCAGAGUUCAGGGGCCGCCCGCAGCCCCGCCCCCCGGGCCUGCGCCCGCCCCGUCCUUCCUCCCGCCGGCCUCCUGGCGCCCUCUGGACGCCUAGCGGUGGCUCAGGCGGACGGCCAGGGUCUCGGGACACCUGCCCGCCUCCAUCGCCUGCCGCCCGUGGGGAGGAGGGCGCCGUGCGUGGGCCCAGCAACUGGCUCAAGGGCCUGACCGCCGUGGGCGUCAACUUCACCACCUUCGACCUCGUGCAGCUGGUGCUGAGGCAUCUGCAGACCAGCCGCUGUUGA